UCUUGUUUUCAAGAAGUACAAUGCGACUCAUUACCCGUACAUAAGCAAGAGUUUUAUCGUUAUUUUAAACUUUAAGUUAACGUUAUUGUUACAACAGCAAGUACUGUGUAGUUUAUCCAGCUCCAGUUUAAGGGAUAUUACCCAGGGGGACUUUUAUUGUUGUCCGUUAUCCACCAGUGCAACAUUAGCUGGGUGGAAAGAAACACACACAUAAAACGUGAACCAUUAACGCUAGCUGUAGUUCGUUAUUUUGACCUGCAUCUCGCUACCUGCGCAGACAUGGCUACUAAUCCUCCAGGACAAGCCUUCCCAAACAAGACGCGCGUGGCGAUCCUGGCCGAGCUGGAGAAGGAGAGGAGACGGCUUUUGAGCACUCCUGGAGCGAGCAUUUCGCUAUCCAGACCGAGUCUAAAGGACUUCAGGGACAACGCAGAACAGCAGCACAUCGCUGCCCAGCAGAAAGCUGCCCUACAGCAUGCACACACGCACUCAUCAGGCUUCUUCAUCACUCAGGACUCCUCGUUCGGGAACCUCAUCCUCCCCGUCAUCCCCCGCCUGGAGCCCACUGAGUCUUGACCUUUUUACCCUUCAUCAUCCUCCUCCUCCUCCUCCUGUUGCCCGGUGUGACACAGAGCAUUCGAACGGCACACAGUGCACACCCGACCCGCGUGUCUCCCACGGACCCUCUUUUAAGUCUUUGAUUCAUGGACAGUUGUUUGACGUGUCGUAAGCAAUCUCAGGGAGUCGGUCACUUUUCUUUUUUUAAAUUACAUUUUCCAGGCCAACAAGCUGGCGGUUGGAUUUAGGAAAAGCUCUCUGAGAAAUCGGAAGAAGGUUCCAGACAGCUGUGAAACAUCCGGUGGAGUUGUGCGGGGGGACGAAGACAUCACAGUCAUGCUGUACAUGCCAUCCUGCUGUUGCCUUUCACCGCACCGAUCCAUGAAACGCACAUUUGGUCAGGGUUUUUAUAUAAAUGGAUUUGUGUCAAUAUUUGGACAAUAAAAUUGUUACAUUCAA
Messenger RNA from Pseudoliparis swirei, 1017 nucleotides. It is a transcript of the gene inip, whose product is annotated as ints3 and nabp interacting protein. Gene Ontology annotation, cellular component: nucleoplasm; SOSS complex; nucleus. The record is from RefSeq and is a predicted model, not a curated record. Gene Ontology annotation, biological process: DNA repair. The coding region runs from base 280 to 576 and encodes 98 amino acids. The transcript is spliced from 4 exons. Lineage: Eukaryota; Metazoa; Chordata; Actinopteri; Perciformes; Liparidae.